Pimephales promelas (fathead minnow) is the source of this 2391-nucleotide messenger RNA. RefSeq names its product Rab geranylgeranyltransferase subunit alpha (gene rabggta). Lineage: Eukaryota; Metazoa; Chordata; Actinopteri; Cypriniformes; Leuciscidae. Gene Ontology annotation, molecular function: Rab geranylgeranyltransferase activity; zinc ion binding; protein binding. The record is from RefSeq and is a predicted model, not a curated record. Gene Ontology annotation, biological process: protein geranylgeranylation. Gene Ontology annotation, cellular component: cytoplasm; Rab-protein geranylgeranyltransferase complex.
UGGGAUUCAGGACGAUGACGUGUUUUUGAUGCGACGGAAGAGUUGUUUGUAGUACAGUUCGCAUUUAUUACAUAUCCUGCACAGAACACCCUGAAGUCAAACUCACAGAUCUUAAUCAAGGGGUGAAUUAUGCACGGGCGUGUGAAGAUAAAGUCAACAGCGCAGCAGGAGGAGGAGAAGAGGAAAGAGCGAGAGAAGAAGCUGAAGGCGUUUGUGUGCGCUCGCGAUGCCGUCCUGAAGAAGAGGAGCGCGGGGGAGCAGGACGAGGAGGCUCUACACCUGACUCAGCUGCUGCUGUCCUCUAACCCCGACAUCGCCACCCUGUGGAACUACAGGAGAGAAGUGCUGCUGCACCUGGAGACGCUACGAGAGGCGGAUGCGGUGCAGAAGCUGUACGAGUCUGAGCUGCUCUUCAUCGAGGCCUGUCUGAAAGUCAACCCCAAGUCUUACGGCUGCUGGCACCACCGCACCUGGGUGAACACGCGCCUGCCCCGGCCCGACUGGACCCGGGAGCUCGGCCUCUGCGACCGCUGCCUCGGCCUGGACGAGCGCAACUUCCACUGCUGGGAUUACCGCCGCACGGUGGUCAAGGAGUCCGGUGUUUCUGUCGAGCAGGAGCUGCAGUUUACGGACCGCCUGAUUGGCUCCAAUUUCUCCAACUACUCCAGCUGGCAUUACCGGAGCACGCUGUUGCCUCGGCUCCGCCCCCAGCCUGCCGCUGACUCCGCCCCCUGCACAAGUCCCGCCCCCAGCACAGCCUCUCCUCAGGGUCACUCACACCGAGUCUGUGAGGAGCAGCUUCUGAAAGAAUACGAGCUGGCCCAUAAUGCCUUCUUCACCGACCCCAACGAUCAGAGCGCCUGGUUCUACUACCGCUGGCUGCUGGGCCGAGCGGAGCGAGAGGAGAUGAUCAGCUGUGUGUAUGUCAGCCGGGAGGGCGAGAGGGUGUCCGUGGCCUUCUCCAAACCUGUUCAUGCGCUGUCAGUGGGUCUGAUGCUGCUGUUGGACGGCCAGCCUCAGCCGGUGGAGUGGAGGUGCGCCCAUCCGCGUUUCCGUCACAGUCCUGUCUGGCUGUGUGAUCUUCCUCCCGGCUCCAUCAGUGACACGAGUAAUGAACACAACCUGACCAUCCACUGGACAGAGAAACACACACACAGAGACUGCGCUCUCUACACAGGCUGUGCUGAAAGCUGGUGCAGAGACUCUGCUACUGACCAGGAACUCUUCAGGAGUGAGCUGUCGGUUGAGAAGAGUUCAGUGCUACAGGCCGAGCUUCAGUCCUGCAAUCAGCUGCUGGAGCUCGAGCCUCAGAACAAAUGGUGUCUGCUGACCAUCAUCCUCCUCAUGAGAGCUCUGGAUCCUCUCGGCCAUGAGAAAGAGACGCUGGCACAUUUCCAAUCCCUCAAAGAAGUGGACCCCAUGCGCUCUUCCUACUACAGUGAUCUGUGCAGCAAGUUUCUGAUUGAAAACACCAUCUUGAAAAUGGAGUACGCCGAGGUGCGCGUCUUCAGCCUGUCCAAUAAGAACCUGACGACCCUGUGUCACCUCGAUCAGCUUCUCCUGGUGACCCACAUCAACCUCUCCUCCAAUCAGCUUGUGCGGCUGCCGCCUCAGUUUGCCAUGUUGCAGUGCCUCGAGGUGCUGGAGGCCGAUGAUAACGCCAUUGAAAGUCUGGAGGGGCUGUAUCAUCUGCCUAAACUGGAGGAGGUUUCUCUGAAGAACAAUCAGAUCUGUAAACUGUCUGAUCUUGAGUCUUUGGUGUCCUGCACGAAACUGACCAGACUGGAUCUGCGUGGAAACCCGGUCCACAAAACGGCCAACAUCGAGUCUGAGCUCAGCCAGCUUUUGCCAUUGGUUACUGACCUGUCUCUUUGAUGUGUGUGUGUGUGUGUGUGUCACAUGUACUGCUUUAGAUACUAAAACGAGCUCACUAACCACUUCUAAACCUGUACCUCGUGUGCUGAACCUGAUCAGACGGACAGUGAUGGUUCAGCCAUUUGUUAGGCCGUGUGUACGUAUAUUUUGAUGAACGUUCAUGCUGCUCUUUUCCAUACAGUAACAGUCCUAAUUUAAUUCACAAAAAUUACGUUUAGACAGACGUGAGAGAAUUUUUGUAAAAAGUUAGGUGAACUGUGCCUUUAAAAACAGUCAUUAUCCUGUGUCUGUGUGUGUCUGUGUGUGUGUGUGUGUGUGUGUGUGUGAUAAAGGACGGUUCUCAUUUCAAAUGAAGUUUGAGCACUAUGAACACCUGCAUGCUAAUGGAGAAAAGUGUUUCACUGUUAACCCUUCAAGUUCUGGAGGUCCUGUUUGUUCUAGCGAUGUAUCGGUGAAGAAAAGCCAUCUGUGGUGUGAGUAUUCACGCCAAUAAAGACACCCGUUUCUUCUUCCCCA